Messenger RNA from Aspergillus sclerotioniger CBS 115572, 947 nucleotides. Its product is annotated as putative extracellular serine-rich protein. Bases 230 to 769 code for a protein of 179 amino acids. The record is from RefSeq and is a predicted model, not a curated record. The transcript has a single exon. NCBI's taxonomy places the organism in Eukaryota, Fungi, Ascomycota, Eurotiomycetes, Eurotiales, Aspergillaceae.
CUUUCACCAGAGCUGUCACUCCUUUCCAGCUCCAUUCACUCUUUCAUAACCUUUCUCAACCGAUUAAUAGCAUAGUGGCGGCCUUCUUCCAUCCACUAUUAGCAUCACCAGCCACGAGCACAUUGAUAUCGACAAUCAGAACUGAUAUCUACCCCAUACUUCACGCCGCGUCUAUAUCGACUCCCAGCGCUCUGAUACGCACACCAUUAUACAUACCCAGCCAGAUAGGAUGUAUCUCACUAAAGCUCUUCUCGUCACCUGUGCAGUCUUCGCCCCAUUGGCCUCUGCUGCGGUGCAGGCCACGUCCACCACCACUGUUGUCUUCAGCGAACAUACCUCGCCCACGCCGUUGGCACCAACCCCGACUCCUGUCUCUUUCAAUCCUCUUCCUUCUGCCAACAGCAGCGUCACUAUCAGCAGCAGCGCAACAUUUCACUCCAGUUCCUUCGCAUCGCCAAGCCACAGAGCAAGCUCUAGCCCUCGCAUUUCCAGCUCUGCUAUCGCCAGCUCUUCGUUCGCUAGCUCCUCCAUGGUCAAGUCUUCUUCUUUCACUAGGUCGUACAUCACCAAGGCCUCAGCUCGUCCGACCAAAACAUCAACAGACGCGGAGUCAACAUCGACCUCAAAGUCGGAGUCGGAGUCAGACUCCGCUACCACAGCGGCAGCUACAUCAUCUGCUACCCACACCGGCGCCGCCGCUCCGGCCAUGAGGCUCUCCAGCAGUAUGGCUGCCGGUGUACUGGCUGCCGCAGGCUUCAUCAUGCUUUAAGUUGCUCGCCAACCGGAUCGUUGCUCCAUUGUUAUGCCCUGUAAAUGCCACAAGAGCAUGCGAAGCUGUCAGUAUCAAUUGGGUAGCAGAGGGUGACGUGCCAAUGUGAAAGGAACCCUAACGGAAAUGGCUGAGAUAAGAAGUUCAUAUAUAUCGCAUCACUCGCUAGGACCCCGAG